Messenger RNA from Bombus pyrosoma, 7640 nucleotides. Its product is annotated as dual 3',5'-cyclic-AMP and -GMP phosphodiesterase 11-like. The record is from RefSeq and is a predicted model, not a curated record. Gene Ontology annotation, molecular function: protein binding; 3',5'-cyclic-GMP phosphodiesterase activity; 3',5'-cyclic-AMP phosphodiesterase activity. NCBI's taxonomy places the organism in Eukaryota, Metazoa, Arthropoda, Insecta, Hymenoptera, Apidae. Bases 2127 to 5063 code for a protein of 978 amino acids. The transcript has 15 exons. Gene Ontology annotation, biological process: signal transduction.
GGAGACAUUACGUGCGAUUUGCGCGUCACGCGCGUUAUUCAUAACGCAACGAAAGAGGAGAAAAAGAAACGUCUUCCGUCAGUAACGGCCGGCUUUUUGUUUCUCGCUCGUGCAAGUCCGAGAGUGGUUUGCCUCGUACGGAAUUCAUUUUUCCAUCGCACACGCUGAUCAGUGUUCGAAAGAGUCGAUUCGUCCGAGUGUGAAGUUCAGCAAAAGAGAAUCGCGGUUUUGACGAGCCUGGCCCGUCGUCGGAGCGCGAACGCGUUGCCGUGCACGGCUGAACGUCAAAUUCAGCGCGCAACGAAAACAACCUCGCUAUGUUGCGAAAUUCUCACCGCGUCGGUCCCAAACGCGUUUCGUUCGGCGGUGAAAAUUGAAUCGACAGGCGUAAGAGAACGACUGACGUUCGAAUUGGGAUCAAAGUCUGGUGACACAAAAGUGAGAAAGUAAACAAGCUGCGCGCGUGCACCGUCGUCGUGUACGCCAUGUGCGCCCGCUCAUGAUCGGCAAGUGCUCCGUGCAACGUUUCGAUUCGCGACAAGUCGUCGAAUUUCAUGGAAGGAAAAUCGUUUGCUCGGAACUGCGAAUUUUAGUACCGUUAAGAAUCGCGAUUGAAAUUGUCUCGCUUUCGAAAUCGCCGACGAAGUCGACGAGGAGAAUGCUCGAUUUCUCUGUUGGAACAGUGCACGUACCGAAACGAUAAGGUUAAGUCGCAGCUCGCCGAACAAAGAGAGAACAGCUGAAAUCGACUGAAAGACUUGGGUUGUCAAAGACAGGGCGUACGCUUCGUGUAUCCUUGUUUGGCGUAGCAAAAAAAAAGAAAAAGAAAAGAAAAGGAAAGAAGAAAGAAGAAGGGAAACGUGAACAGGAAGGAGAGUGCGCUCGUAAUAAAUCUCUCGUUUCUCGUCUAUAUUCUGUGUCGAACGUGGAAUAAGCGUUUUAGAUCGGGGUGAAAAGAAGUUGGACGAGAUACGUUUGAAAGUCAGCUGUUCGUCGAGGGGCAGAGCGCGCUGCGCUAAUUCCUUAUGGACUUUCGAUCGUUCCAAGUAUUUUACAUCGCAUUUCGUGCGCACGUGGUAAUCGCGAGACUAGCGUGACGGCAGCUCUGGAAACCAGGUAGCCGGUCGAAUAUCGUUGACUGGAUCUACGAAGAUACGGCGCUCGUCUCGAGGGUGUUGAAUCCAUCGAACGCUGUUCGUAAAAACCGGUUGCUCUUUCGUUUUCCCUACCGUGUUAACAAUUAGUGCCACGUCUUCGAACGAACAGUUUGAUAGAUCGUUGAACAUUCUUUACGAUUAACGAUCUUCCCCGAGAUGCAGAAGUGAUGGACGUCGCGAAUCGGAGGCGCAGCAGUCGGCUUCCAGCUCGUGUACGAGUCGAUUGAACGUCGUCUCCGACGAGCGACGUUUUCGACAUCGGAUCGGCAUAUCGAUCGUCAGAAAGUAAUUAUUCGCUUGGUUGUUUACCAGCGUCACGAAACGGCGGCCAGACUCCGUGCGUGUCGAACCGUCGAGGCACGUGGAUGUUAUCGAAGGAAAUUUGCCCCGAGAGGUCGGUCCGCAACGUGGGAGCGAUUACAACACAAGCCAGUUCAUUCAUCGUACGGAUUCCAGCGCACCGGAAGUGACGAGGACGAGAGUGCUUCCCCGAAGUUCGAAGCGCACGCACGAGCGCGAUAUAGUCAACUUUUGUAGAGAGUCGCGUGUAACGCGUGUGUAUAGCAGAGUUGUUUCGUGUGGAACGGAAAACGCCGAGUAGAGAGUAGAAGAGAGCUUGAUCGUGAGAGGGAACGAGCACACGGGUUCCAGAGAAGAACGCGCGCGCGGCACAGAAAGACGAAGAAAGGGGUAAAGGGGAAAGAAAAGGAAGCGGCGCAAGGCAUCGAGGAACAAGGAUGCGGUCGUGGCGGAGAAUAGCGGGCUGCCGGACGACCGAGCGUCCUGCGAGACGCACGGUCGCUCCUUGAAGGACACCGCGGUUUUCGUGACCGGAGGAUGGACUGCUCUGUCGAAGAAACGAGUUGCGUGCGAGAAGAGCAGCGCUCAUUCUUACAUGACGACCACGCUGUCUUGUGAACCUGAUUGUUCCAUUUCGUCGAGGCGCCCCGCCACACUCAGCGCACGAUUAUGCAGCUGAAGAAAGCGAUGCUUAAGAUAUUCGAUCAAUUAGGCCUGCACUUGCGGAGCAUCGAAGAACCGAGGAUGACGGCGGAGACGGCAGCUCCUUGUGUGCAGGGGAUGCAAGGGGUGCAAACUGCUAUGGCUGGUCAGGGUACGUUGCAACAGGUGCAAGAUGGAAAGUCCGCCGGUGGUUACUAUUCUUCGACUUCCGCCGUCUAUGACCCGGAAUAUGCCCGCAUGGAGGCUUGGCUCGACGAACAUCCCGACUUCGUCAACGACUAUUUUCUCAGGAAAGUGACGAGACAGACGGUAGAUAUGUGGCUGGUCUCGCACGCGACACCAACAUCAUCGUCGAGCAGCUGCAUGGAGCUAUCCAGUCCCACCCAUGCAGGUGGCACGUCAUCUUCCGGCCGGGGUGGUUCUGGCGGAUCAGGUGCCACAACGCCUGUUCGAAAAAUCUCAGCUCACGAGUUCGAACGCGGUGGUUUGCUAAAGCCGAUCGUGAACACGAUCGACGGGACGCCCACCUUUCUGAGUGUUUCGCCCGGAGAUUCGGGCCAACCAGGAGGUCAGCAGGUUAGCUCGGGAAACGCGGGCAGACCUCAGAGACGGUCCAGACAUGAAUUGAGGCAUCUCGAUGAGAAGGAUCUCAUCUUUGAAUUGGUGAAGGAUAUCUGUAACGAGUUGGACGUGAGAUCGUUGUGUCACAAGAUCUUGCAGAAUGUCAGCACCUUGCUACAUGCCGAUCGUGGUUCUCUGUUCCUUGUACAAGGCGAAAGAGGCGGCGGUUGCAUGCCUUCGCAAAAUUACGAUUCCUCGUCGAAUCAUUCGACUGAUAAUGCAAAUCCAGGGAAAACGGGAAACGCAAGCUCCGAGCAACGUGGAACAGGAUACUCCAGAAGCAGAUGUCUAGUGUCCAAGUUGUUUGACGUAUGUUCGAGAUCGACGCUGCUCGAAAUGGAGAAAAAGGACGAGAUCAAAAUUCCGUGGGGCACGGGAAUUGUCGGUUACGUCGCCGAAAGCGGAGAACCUGUUAACAUACCAGACGCUUACAAGGACGCGAGGUUCAAUCGUGAAAUUGAUGCAUUAACGGGAUACAGAACCAGAGCCCUUUUAUGUAUGCCAAUAAAGGAUUGCAACGGAGAUGUUAUUGGAGUUGCACAAGUUAUCAACAAACUCGGUGGUGAAAGUCAAUUUACUACGCAAGACGAAAAAAUUUUCGCUGGAUACCUGCAAUUCUGUGGAAUUGGAUUAAGGAAUGCGCAGCUGUAUGAAAAAAGUCAAUUAGAAGUGAAAAGAAAUCAGGUUCUGUUGGACCUGGCUAGGAUGAUUUUCGAAGAGCAGAGCACGAUAGAACAUAUGGUUUUAAGGAUUCUAACGCACACGCAAUCCUUGAUACAGUGUCAACGAGUACAGGUUCUUCUCGUGCAUAAGGCAUCAAAGGGCAGUUUCUCACGAGUGUUUGAUUUCGAGGCGAACGACCUCACCGGCGAGGAUUCAGAUUCUCGCACUAGUCCAUUCGAGGGCAGAUUCCCUAUAAAUGUCGGCAUCACUUGUUAUGUCGCUACUACCGGCGAGACCGUGAAUAUACCGAACGCCUACGAAGAUCCAAGGUUCGAUCCUUCAGUAGAUGAUGGUUCUGGUUUUAGACAUCGUACUAUUCUCUGCAUGCCCAUCAAGAACUCGUCGGGUCAGAUUAUCGGCGUCAUUCAACUCAUCAACAAGUUCGACGAUCUUCUCUUUACGAAGAAUGACGAGAACUUCGUCGAGGCAUUUGCUAUUUUCUGUGGCAUGGGAAUUCACAAUACGCACAUGUAUGAGAAAGCUGUAAUAGCGAUGGCCAAACAGAGUGUCACGUUAGAAGUGCUCAGUUACCAUGCUUCCGCAUCAUUGGAAGAUGCACAAAGAUUAAGGGGUUUAAGAGUGCCUUCUGCAGCGUAUUUUAAAUUGCACGAUUUUAAAUUCGAUGACAUUUAUAUGGAAGACGAUCAAACUCUAACAGCGUGUCUUCGAAUGUUUUUGGAUCUUGACUUCGUAGAACGUUUUCAUAUCGACUACGAUGUUCUUUGUCGUUGGCUUCUUAGUGUAAAAAAGAAUUACCGAAACGUCACAUAUCACAAUUGGCGUCACGCGUUCAAUGUGGCGCAAAUGAUGUUUGCCAUUCUAACUGCCACACAAUGGUGGAAAAUUUUUGGAGAAAUUGAAUGUCUCGCGUUAAUUAUUGCUUGUUUGUGUCACGAUCUGGACCACCGGGGUACGAAUAAUUCUUUCCAAAUCAAAGCCUCUUCGCCAUUGGCGCAGCUUUACUCAACAUCAACGAUGGAACAUCAUCACUUUGAUCAGUGUCUUAUGAUAUUAAGUAGUCAAGGAAAUCAAAUUUUAUCAAAUUUAUCUCCCGAAGAAUAUUCUCGUGUGGUAAAAGUUCUCGAAGAAGCAAUCCUCUCUACCGAUUUAGCGGUUUACUUCCGAAGAAGAGGGGCUUUCCUUACCUUAGCUCAAGGUGAAAGUUACAAUUGGGCUUACAGUGAUCAGCGAGAACUUUUAAGAGGGAUGUUGAUGACCGUAUGUGAUUUGGCAGCCAUAACUAAGCCUUGGGAUGUUGAAAAGAGAGUGGCAGAAUUAGUUAGCAGCGAAUUUUUUGAACAAGGAGAUAUCGAAAGGCGGACUCUCAAUAUCACUCCUAUUGACAUUAUGAACCGGGAAAAGGAGGACCAACUGCCAAUGAUGCAAGUUGGCUUCAUCGAUUCGAUAUGCCUCCCUAUUUACGAGGCAUUCGCUUUGUUAUCGGAUAAAUUGGAACCGUUGGUCGAAGGUGUUAGAAAGAACAAACAACAUUGGCUCGAGAUCGCGGAAUCCAAAUGUAAAACAGACAACUGUACGAAUCAUGAUAGGACGCUGUCAGUGUCCGAUACUGAAGAAACUAGGGAACAGGCGGACCAGUAGUCAUUAUUUCAAUGGACGCGGAAACAUGAAAUGGAGACAAAUGUACACGGAUAGUUUCUACCUGUUUUUUUAGAACGAAGAAUAAACAGAACACGAUGUCAAAGGGAGCAGCAGAUGAUGAUCACUGUCAUACGUUUGAAGAGCUUCACACCUUCGUCUCGAUACUAGGUAUUACAAACAUCGUGAGUUAAUUUAUUCAUUUAUAUUAAUCAUCGCGGCACGUUCUUUGUAUCUAUGGUUCAUAGUAUUACAAGUAUAAAGAAAAAGUUCUUCAAAGCCAUAUGUAAAACUUCGUUUGUUUCGAUGGAUCGUUAAUCGUAUGUGUUGAGUGUUUGCCAGUUUUAUUUAUUUGCAUGCGAUUCCAAGUCGAAAAUUAAUGCAAAUAAUUCAUCCUAAAAGAAUAAAAAUUAUUUCUAGCCAGAUUAUCGUGUACGCUUUAUACGUUGGUCGAUGAAAUCAGAGAAAUCAAGGAGGCUGAAGGUGAUUAGUUUAAGACGAUCGAGAAGCUUCGUCCUCUCUAAAAACAGAUCAACCCCGAGAUGCUACUCUUGUACCUGAUCGUAUUGUACGUAUACUUACUAUGGCAGAUCUUUGAUGUCCAGAGAGGACGAAGAAGAAGAACGAUAAAAUAUGAGAAAUCCAAUAGGAUAGUAGAAGCUUCUUUUCUCUUCGUGUGCGAAUUCUAUUGCGAAUUGAAGACCUGUGACUUGUGACAUAUUUUAUGCUUUUACGUAUAAAUAUAAUAUCGACGAUAAAUUAUGGCAAUGUAUUUUUCAGCAGAUAUAUAUAAAAUUGCGCAAUUCACUAGAAUUUCGUGCGAGGGAUGAAAUAACGGUGCUAUCGAAGUAGAUAAAAUAGUACUGUUCGCUCAUUAAACGCUUUUUUUCUUCCUUCUUUUUUCGUUCGUAGAACUGAUAAAAUGACAAUGACAUUGUUUUGUUCAAAAAUCUAAACAAAACCUUUCGCGAAACGAGAUGGAACGAGUAAAAGCGCGAAAUUGAAUUUUGAAUACGUAUUGAAAUUAAAAUGCGUAUUAUCAAAGUAUGUAUUGCUUGAUCAAAGAGUGGCUUGUUGAAAAUUUACUUCCAUUUUUCUCAUUAUACGUGUAAUUAUAAUAUGUUGUAGAUAUGUCCGUUUGCAGUAUUUUAAGCGAUAAGAAAAUGACGUUAUUUUUAUUUUUGUUAACAGGGAACAUUGAUAGUUAUACAAAUUUUAUACGAGUAUGGCUUAUUAAAUUCUUAGUAAAUAAGAAAUGAAACUGUAAAUACAACAAAGUAUGUAGAAAAAUGUUUAUAAGAUGUUAAGCAUGUGUGUAUAUGAAUCUCGUUCUUUGACAAAAUUACAGGUCUUCAAUUAUAGCGAGACAGAUGAUUCCACGAUAAUUACGUAAAUGUGGGUAAAGAAUACACAGGUCUGUCUUGAGAUCGCGUUUACAGGGAACUUGUCUCCGAUUUAUGGACUCGUCCGACCAAGAUCGAGUCUUUCGUGUAAUUAUAUAAUGUAUUCAUAAACCAAAGUGUACGUUUAUACAUAAAGAUCAAUCGUGAUUUUUAUUACUCAAUACCGCAACGAUUUUAAAUGCUGUUGCGCGUGCUAAUUAUUACGAUUAGUGAUUAGAUGUAACGGGAAUUAAUUUUCUCGUUGCUUAUCUUGCUUAUCUUGAAUGUUUUGUGACAUCGUUUAGAUUCGAGUAAUCGUUUUCCUCUUCGCGCAAAGCUAUCGUUUCAGAGUAUAACAAUUAAAAUCUAGGAAAUAUUUGUAAGAAACGCCACGUCUGUAUAAUAUGUGUCUCUAUAAUUUCGGAUAGACAAGUUCUUGUUAUAUCCUAAAGGCAUAUUAACGAUUAUCAUAAAUUAUGGAUCAAAAGAAUGAACAUAUCAUUGCGAUUUUAUUAAUGUUGUUAAAAAUUCUGACUUGUGUGUUAUAUCAGUGAUCCGUACACUGGCACACACACAUCGAUAUAUCGAGGCUUGGAACUAAAUAAAUGACGUUAAAAGGCGAAGUUUAAACACGUUUGGCUAGGCGGUGCGUCGCAAGCAUGAUACUUUGGUAAAUUUUUUGUUUACUAAAUAUCCAUUUGUAUCAUCGAAGGAUACUCAUUUUUUGGGAGGCUUCUCUCGAUUUCGCAGUGUUGCAUAUUGUCAGAGUUACAUAUCCAACCUCAAGGUAGAAACGUAGCUUUGCGAAGACGAAAACACUUCAGGAUUCGUUCGCGUGUGAUCAUUACUUAUAUUGGUAGUCUGUAUUUUAUAUAUGUUCCUUUCAUCGUUCUGAUGUUCUUUUUUUCUUUUUCUAAUCGUUAAUGAAUUGUCAAUUUUAACGAUUCCAUAAUUGGAGUAGGAAUGUGUAAGAAGUGUGAUAAAAAUUAUUCCGCGUGUCUGUUACAGUGCGAGUGAAUGUUAUGCCGACAGAAGCGAUAUAAUGUACAGUUUUCGUGUAAAUUAUUGAUACGUCAAAAUGAAGUUGUUUAGCGUGUAUGUUGUUUACGUUAUGAUUUAACAUAUAGUAUGAGAGUCAUAUAUUAUACCGAACAUUUAAUAUAUUAAAACAAGACUAAAUUAUGUGAUAUAUCUAUAA